Hirundo rustica (Barn swallow) is the source of this 2767-nucleotide messenger RNA. It is a transcript of the gene SV2A, whose product is annotated as synaptic vesicle glycoprotein 2A. Lineage: Eukaryota; Metazoa; Chordata; Aves; Passeriformes; Hirundinidae. The transcript has 12 exons. Gene Ontology annotation, cellular component: membrane. Gene Ontology annotation, molecular function: transmembrane transporter activity. The record is from RefSeq and is a predicted model, not a curated record. Gene Ontology annotation, biological process: transmembrane transport; chemical synaptic transmission. The coding region runs from base 570 to 2723 and encodes 717 amino acids.
GGCUCCUGCCCCCCCAUCCCAGCCUCUCCCCGCCACCCGCAGCCUCCGGAGCGGCUCCAUCCCGGCAGCUCCAUCUCGGGAACCCCGAUCCCGCGGGAGCUCCUCUUGCGCAUCCCGGGAGAUCCAUCGCGCCCCCCCAGCUGGGGCGAACCCCCCUCCCCGGCCGAGCCCCCCCGGUUGGCAGCGUGCCGUGGUUGAUCCCUCCCUUCCCGGGGCUGCGCCGAUGGAUUCUCCCAGCGCUCCGUGUGCGCGGCGGAGGCUGCGGCGGUAGCGCCGCUCGGUACUCGGGAGCUGCUGUCGCGACGCGUCGCUGCCCGGAGCAUCUUCUUCCCGUUUAUCCCUUCCCCAGCAUCCUUCCUCGCCGGAGAAUCCCCACCUCGCCGGCUCCGGGAAGGAGCUGGAGCUGGAGCGAGGGCUGAGCCAGGUCCGGGCCGGCAUCCGGGGUCCUCCCACGCCCCGUUCCACGGAUGGGUAGCUCCGUCACCCCUCUCCCCGCGCUCCGGGCCUGAGGGCGCAGCCCCCGAAGCAGAGACACCCCCUCGACCCCCCAGUCCCACCCCGCCGGCGCCAUGGACGAGUCGUUCCGAGACCGGACCGCCUUCAUCCGCGGCGCCAAGGACAUCGCCAAGGAGGUGAAGAAACACGCGGCCAAGAAGGUGAGCCGGGGCAUGGACCGAGUGCAGGACGAGUACACCCGGCGCUCCUACUCCCGCUUCGAGGAGGAGGAGGACGACGAAGACUACGCGCCCCAGGACGGCUACUACCGGGGCGGCGAGGGGGCCAACGAGGAGGAGGGGGUGUCCAGCGACGCCACCGAGGGCCACGACGAGGAGGACGAAAUCUACGAGGGCGAGUACCAAGGGAUCCCGCGGCAGGAGUCGCUGAAAGGCGGCGAGCGCCUGGGGGUCGCGGCGGCCGCCGGCGCUUUCGACGACGGCGAGGGGCAGCGGAGGAAGGACAGGGAGGAGCUGGCGCAGCAGUACGAGCUCAUCCUGCAGGAAUGUGGCCACGGCCGGUUCCAGUGGACCCUCUACUUUGUCCUGGGCUUGGCCCUCAUGGCCGACGGCGUCGAGGUCUUCGUGGUGGGCUUCGUCCUGCCCAGCGCCGAGAAGGACAUGUGCCUCUCCGACUCCAACAAGGGCAUGCUGGGACUCAUCGUCUACCUGGGCAUGAUGGUGGGCGCGUUCGUGUGGGGCGGGCUGGCCGACCGGCUGGGCCGAAGGCAGUGCCUCCUCAUCUCCCUCUCCGUCAACAGCGUCUUCGCUUUCUUCUCCUCCUUCGUCCAGGGCUACGGCACCUUCCUCUUCUGCCGCCUGCUCUCGGGCGUGGGCAUCGGCGGCUCCAUCCCCAUCGUCUUCUCCUACUUCUCGGAGUUCCUGGCGCAGGAGAAGCGCGGGGAGCACCUGAGCUGGCUCUGCAUGUUCUGGAUGAUCGGGGGCAUCUACGCUUCGGCCAUGGCCUGGGCCAUCAUCCCGCACUACGGCUGGAGCUUCCAGAUGGGCUCCGCGUACCAGUUCCACAGCUGGAGGGUCUUCGUGCUCGUCUGCGCCUUCCCCUCGGUCUUCGCCAUCGGGGCGCUCACCACCAUGCCCGAGAGCCCCCGCUUCUACCUUGAGAACGGGAAGCACGACGAGGCCUGGAUGGUGCUGAAGCAGGUCCACGACACCAACAUGAGGGCCAAGGGCCACCCCGAGAGGGUCUUCUCGGUGACACACAUCAAGACCAUCAAGCGGGAGGACGAGCUCAUCGAGAUCCAGUCGGACACCGGGACGUGGUACCGGCGCUGGCUGGUGCGAUGCCUCAACCUGUCCCAGCAGCCCUGGCGCAGCCCCGGGAGCGCCGCGCGCCUGGCUCCCGCUCACCGCCGUCUCCGCAGCUACUACGGGCUCACCGUGUGGUUCCCGGACAUGAUCAAGCACCUGCAGAGCAUCGAGUACGCGUCGCGCACCAAGCUCUUCACCCGCGAGAAGGUUCGGCACUUCACCUUCAACUUCACCCUGGAGAACCAAGUGCACCGUGGCGGGGAGUAUUUCAACGACAAGUUCAUCGGGCUGAAGAUGAAGUCGGUGACGUUCGAGGACUCGCUCUUCGAGGAGUGUUACUUCGAGGACAUCACUUCCAGCAACACCUUCUUCAAGAACUGCACCUUCAUCUCCACCGUCUUCUACAACACGGAUCUCUUCGAGUACAAGUUCAUCAACAGCCGGGUGGUGAACAGCACGUUCCUGCACAACAAGGAGGGCUGCCAGCUGGACUUCAGCGACGACAACAACGCCUACAUGAUCUACUUUGUCAGCUUCCUGGGCACCCUGGCCGUGCUCCCCGGGAACAUCGUCUCGGCCCUGCUCAUGGACAAGAUCGGCCGCCUGCGCAUGCUGGCCGGCUCCAGCGUCAUGUCCUGCGUCAGCUGCUUCUUCCUGUCCUUCGGGAACAGCGAGUCGGCCAUGAUCGCGCUGCUCUGCCUCUUCGGGGGGGUCAGCAUCGCCUCCUGGAACGCGCUCGACGUGCUCACCGUGGAGCUGUACCCCUCGGACAAGAGGACGACGGCGUUCGGGUUCCUGAACGCCCUGUGCAAGUUGGCGGCCGUGCUGGGCAUCAGCAUCUUCACGUCCUUCGUGGGCAUCACCAAGGCCGUGCCCAUCCUCUUCGCCUCGGCCGCGCUGGCCCUCGGCAGCUCGCUGGCCCUCAAACUGCCCGAGACACGGGGGCAGGUCCUGCAGUGAUCGGGGGGUGCUGGGGGAGAGGGACCCGACCCCCCCCAAACCCC